AUGUCAACGAUGCACGUGCCUCGACGAAAGGCACAAUCAGGCAAACACAAACGUCAGAAACUCCUCGACAAACGAGCCUUGAAACGAGGCGACCUAUCAGUCGAAGAUCACGCAGCGGGUCUACACAAACUCAACGACAAAUACGGACGAGUCAGGACGCUAGCAUCCAAAUCAGGCGGAGUAGAUCCCAACUCAUCGAGUGUAAGGUUAAAAUCGAAAUUUUAUGGAUUAUCAGCAGAAUACCUUACGAAAACUCGUAAUCUUGCUUUUGAAUUUGAACUCGAAAGACCAUUGUCCGCGGAAAGUGCGGUAUUUCCUUUGGAGAUAUUGACGGAGAGGGACAAAGAAGGAAAGUUGAGCUGUCCUAGUAGACCGAAAUUUAGAGUUGGACAAAGUAAGAAGGAAGUAGAGAGGAAUGAAGAGGGGAUGUUUAAGAAAUGGUUGAAAGUUACCAAUGAGAUUAUGCAGGAAUAUAUCGAUGAACAGGAUGAAGAGGAAGAGGGAUAUCCAAGAGGACCGACGUGGUAUGAAACGAAUUUAGAAGUAUGGAGACAAUUAUGGAGAGUGACGGAAUCGUCCAACAUCCUUUUACUUCUCCUCGACUCUCGAUGUCCAUUAUUACAUUGUCCUCCCUCUUUACGCAACUAUCUUCAGAACCUGAAACCUCAAAAGGAGAUUAUACUGAUUUUGACUAAAUCUGAUUUGGUUGAUCCUACUGCACUAGAAGGAUGGAAAGAUUGGGUUAGAGGAUGGUGGGGACAAGAAGGCGUGCAGGUAGUCAGUGUGAGAUCAUAUGAUGUUGAGCUCUUAGAUAAUGGUAAAGGUAGACAUAGACCUGAUAUCCCGCAAGAUUCACUCGAAGAGCUCAUCAUAGCUCUGAAAACUGCUCAUGAAAGAAUGCUAGAAGCUCCCACAUGGGCAAAAGAGAAUCCAGAGAAAUUGAAAGAUUGGAAACCAUCUGUUCGACCUACGGUGGAUUGGUCGUCGUUGGCUCAGGAAGAAUAUCCAUAUGAUAUAGCUGCUACUCAUUCGACAAAGUCCAUUAUUCUGAAAGAUGAUAAACCGAAACCUGAUCAAGCUCAGGAAUCUGGAAAUGAUAGUAUCGAUACUCGCUCGCGGGACCAGGCCGAAGAGCCCCUUACGAUAGGUCUGAUAGGACAGCCUAACGUAGGAAAGUCAUCUCUAUUGAACGCCUUGCUGGGAGAACAGAAAGUCAAAGCUAGUAGAACUCCAGGUAAAACUAAACACUUCCAAACUAUGUUUUGGGGAAGUAAGAAGGAAAUCCGAUUCGUAGAUUGUCCAGGAUUGGUAUGUCCAUCAUUAGUAGGGUUGGAGAUUCAAGCUUUAGCAGCUACGAUACCAAUCUCUCAAAUAGCUUCUCUGCCAGCGUGUAUAACCUUCUGCGCCCAACGCCUACCGCUUGAAACCAUAUUUAAGAUACCCUAUACAGUCGCUGAAGGUGACAUUGAUCCGUAUGCUGGGAAGAGGACUUACAGGGAUCCCAAGCUUGCUGAGGCAGAGAGGAUCAAGAGGGAAGAAGAGGAGAGUAAGGAAAAAUGGACGGCCGGGAAGAUAAUGGAAGGUAGAGCGUUUGAUAGAGGAUAUUUGAGCGCUAAGAGUGGAAGAGCCGAUAUCAACCGAGCAGCCAAUGGAAUCAUGCGAUUACUGGCAGAUGGUAAGAUCAGAUGGGGAUUUUAUCCACCAGGAACGACAGGCAGAGAAGGGAAAGGAAUAUGGCUAGGAUCGGAAGCGGAAAAUCAAGAUAUAAAUGUAUAUGAUGACGAGAAGGUUAAUCCGCAUCGUGAUCAGGCAACUAGUGGAGAGGAAUAUGAUGAAGAUGAGUUGGAAUAUGAUUCUGAGGAUGUAUCAGAGUUGGAAGCAGAAGAAGACGAGGAAGAGGAGGACCAAGACGAGGACGAGAAUGUGGCGAAGAGUGAUAAGAUCGUGGGUAGGGUUGGAGGGUUCUUUGACGCGCUGGGUAUAGAUGAUGAUGAUGAGGAGGAGGAGGAGGAAGAUGAUGAGGAGGAGGAAGAAGGCGAAAAAGAUCAGGAGAAGAAGUGA
Kwoniella botswanensis is the source of this 2061-nucleotide messenger RNA. RefSeq lists its product as uncharacterized. Gene Ontology annotation, molecular function: GTP binding; GTPase activity. NCBI's taxonomy places the organism in Eukaryota, Fungi, Basidiomycota, Tremellomycetes, Tremellales, Cryptococcaceae. The transcript is spliced from 7 exons. The record is from RefSeq and is a predicted model, not a curated record. Bases 1 to 2061 code for a protein of 686 amino acids.